This is a messenger RNA of Bradysia coprophila, 1727 nucleotides long. RefSeq names its product spermine oxidase-like. The record is from RefSeq and is a predicted model, not a curated record. Gene Ontology annotation, molecular function: polyamine oxidase activity. Lineage: Eukaryota; Metazoa; Arthropoda; Insecta; Diptera; Sciaridae.
AGCCAAUUCAAACGACAUGAAAAUAAAAAAUCCCAAUGGUCGCAGUGCUAAGGACGGCACUGGCAAUUAUGUCGAUGUUCUAAUCAUCGGAGCUGGACUGGCCGGUCUAGGAGCGGCAACGAAACUACAGUCAACUGGCCAACGUUUCCUCAUUUUGGAAGGACAGGCGAAAGCCGGCGGACGCGUGAACACACUGAACAUGAGACGUAAUGUCAAAUCGACUGAUUCAAAUGAAAAUCGCAAAUCAACGGAAAGUGAUGAUGAGUGUAUUCAGUCGACCAAAACGGAUUUCGUGGAUGCGGGCGCCUCGUGGCUUCAUGGAAAAUUUAACCAUCUUCAUGAUAUAGCCGAAAGAUAUGACUUACUGUCCACCGAGCAGUCAGAGGAAGGUCUUGGCGCGUAUUUAAGAGAUGACGGUGAAGCGAUCGACGACUAUUUUGUGAAAAAAAUUGACUUCCUCAUCGGACAGAUACUGUGCAAAUGUGAGACCUAUGCACGAGAGGACCAGACUGAUUAUCCGAAGUCAGUGUAUUCGUUCUUGUUAGACAACUUUAGCAAAUAUUUGGAUACGCUAGAAGAUGCCACGCUCAAAGUAACCGCUCAACAACUAUUCGACUGGCAUGUACGCUUUCAAGUGAUUGACAACUCCUGCCUUAAUUUGGACCAUGUAUCAGCGAAAAGCUGGGGUGCCUACUCCUACAACGGUGAAAGUUGUCAGGCUCAUUACAAUUUUCGUAAUGGUUUCAGUGCAGCCAUCGAAGCAUUAUGCAAUCAAGUUGAUCGCAAAAAUAUUCUUUUUAAAAAAGAGGUGGUCGAAAUUGUGACUAGCGCCAGUUGUCCGAGAAUUUCUGUGAAAUGUUCCGACAACACUAUUUAUCACGCAAAUCACGUUAUAGUGACCCUUUCACUCGGCUGUUUGAAGACCAAUUUACAUACGAUGUUCAGACCGGCAUUACCACACGCAUACGUGCAAACCAUUCGAGACAUUGGAUUCGAGACAAUCAACAAGAUAUUUAUUCAAUUCGAACAUCCUUGGUGGAAAGAAAUGGACGGAAUUCAACUGAUUUUCAGGAAUGACAAUUACAAGGACCACAACUGGACUGGACACAUAUCCGGAUUUGAUGUCAUGAAACCGGGGCCAUCCAACACAUUACUUGCAUGGGUCGGUGGCCGGGGUGCCAUAGAAAUGGAAAAGCUAACCGAUUCACAAGUAAUUCACGAUUGUAUUGCACUCUUAGCACAAUUUACAAAAUCCGAAAUUCCCGCACCAAUCAAAUACUAUUGCACCCGUUGGUAUUCGAAUCCAUUUGUUAGAGGAGCUUAUAGUUACAUUAGCACGGAUUGCGAUAAGAACGGCACGUCGAGUCGGUUACUAUCCAAGCCAAUAACUGUGGCCGAUCUUUCUUUGAGUGUAAAGGGGUUGUCCACACAAUUUGCUAAAAAUCUCAUAAUGCCGGCUGACUUAGAUUCGGUCAAUAAUCAAAGGCAGGAGGUGGUAAUGGAUUGCCGCAUCCCAUUAAUACUGUUUGCCGGAGAAGCGUGUCAUCAACAGUAUUUUUCGACGGCACACGGGGCGUUCUUGUCAGGUAUUGAACAGGCGGAGAAAAUUUUAAAUUUUUGCCAGAAGUGAGUUCCGCUACUUUUGUAGAUUCAAAUAGACAAAUUCAUCAAAAACCUUUUUUCCGAAUAAAAUAAAGAUUUAAUUCAACAAACCGAAUGGCUUUGCU